Cyprinodon tularosa is the source of this 5268-nucleotide messenger RNA. RefSeq lists its product as uncharacterized. The transcript has 19 exons. The coding region runs from base 254 to 5236 and encodes 1660 amino acids. The record is from RefSeq and is a predicted model, not a curated record. NCBI's taxonomy places the organism in Eukaryota, Metazoa, Chordata, Actinopteri, Cyprinodontiformes, Cyprinodontidae.
GCUUCCUGUUUUAAAGGGAGGGAAAAUGUAAUUUAUGUUGCGCUUGCGCAGUGAGCAGCUAGUAUAUCUGCGUGUUUUGGUCCGUAGAAGAAGAACCGCGCGGGCAUCAGUGGACUGCUAACAGGCUGUGGAACCAGACUGGCGGUUCUGACGGGGAUCGGUUCGGUUCGGAUGGUUCUCUGCUCACCAGUCUCUCCGUGUUUGAUAGCCUGAAGCUAACGGCGCUGCUAACCUCGGUGUUUCCUGCUCCCUGAUGGGCCGAGGACAAGGACCCAUGAAGGGGAGGCCCCAUGUUGGCCCCCCCGGAGAGGAUAGGCCACCAUUCAACAUGGGCCCGCCAGAAUGGGGCCCUCCUCCCCCAAGAGGCUGGGGUCCUCCACCCCCGGGAGGCUGGGGCCCCCCACCCCCGGGAGGCUGGGGCCCCGCACCUCCGGAAGAGUGGGGCCCUCCACAUACCGCUGGUUGGGGACCACCACCCCCUGGGGGAUGGGGUCUUAGAGGCCCCCCACCUCCAGGCUGGGAUCCACAAGCCCCCCCUUAUCCAGAUUGGGGUCCAAGGGGCCACUUACCUCCUGAUUGGGACCCCAGAGGGCCUCCCCCACCAGGUUGGGGGCGCUACCCUGAUGACUGGGUCCCUCCUCCAGACUGGGAGCGUCCCCCAAACUGGAGAGGGUGGGGUCCAGAGGGUCCUCUUGAGCCGUGGGCCCCCCCUGGACCUCUCCCCCCUGUCCCUCCACCAGGUCUCCCUCCACCCGGUACUGUUGGGAUGCCUCCUCCGGACCCCGCAGCCGUCCCUCCUGUGCCGCCGCCGGGCUGUGUGCCUCCCUUUGCGUUCCCUCCCUUCCCCGCCCCCGUCUGGACCUCAGAGCCCGUAGCGGAGGAGCCGAUGCCUAACCCGCCUCCUGACCAGCCUGAGUGGAUCAAAGCACUCAUCUCUGCUCCGCCCGACGACCCGACUUCCGCCGAGAUCAAGAAGGACCCGGAGCCGCCGGCCCUCACCGCUGCUCCGGACCCCGCCCCCGCUGCCCCCCCCACUCCUGCUGACAGCCCUGCGUCCAGGAAGACGGCCAGAGCCAUGGGGCUGCUGGGAAAGCGUAGAUUUUCCAAGCCUCCACCAGGCAGAUCCACGGGGAUCAUCUCUUUCGUCGGGCCGACGUUCGGCUACAUCGAGAGGGAAGACCUGGAGAAGUUCCAGUUCAACUUCAACGUCUUCUUUGGGAAUCCUAAAGCCCUGACGCCCGGCGUCCGCGUCCACUUCACGGCCUGCCAGGAGAAGGGCCACGCCGUAGCCACCGAUGUGAAAGUCGCUCCAGGUGGAACCGAAGACGUGGACCCGGAGAUCUACGAGGCCGUGGUCAGCCAGGCCAUCGAGGAGCCUGAGCCCGGCCAGCGCCAGUACCCCGGCCAGGUGUACGUGACCCUGGGCAUGGUGCAGACCAACCUGUCCUUCGAAAGGAAGGACAGCACAGUGACGCUGCUGAAGGGAGACCAGGUGCUCAUCAACGUGCUGAAUGACAUCAUCACAGAGAGGCGGCGAGCCACCAACAUCAAACCCAAGAUCCCCACCACCUUCAGCUCCACCAGAGAGAUCAGGGAGAAGGGCGUCAUCAUGAGUCUAAAAGAAAACGAAGGCGUCAUCAAGUCAGAGGAACACGGCGAGCUUCUGUUUGAGCUCAGAGAGAACCUGAGUGACAUCGACUUUACGGAGGAGGACGUUAACGAGGAGGUGGAGUUCACUGUCAUCAUGCUGAGGGCGGGGAAACGCGCCAUCAGGAUCAAACGGGCCAAGGAGCCCCUCCUCCUCACACUCUGUGGCGCCUCGGAGGAAACGGAGAGCGCGGCCACCGCUCAGGAUCAGGCCUCCGUUUGCCUUGAUCGACCCAGGCCCGGCGCCAAGAUACAGCUGGAGCCGCACAUGGUGCUGGACUCGGAGCUGUACGAGGGCAUCGUCAGCCAGACCAUCAUCGAGCCAAAGGGCAAUGUUCCAGGGUAUCCGGGUCAGAUCCACGCCAACAUCGGCCCUCUGAAGACCAACGUUUCCUUCAACCACAAGGCCUGCAGCGUGACUCUGCUGAAGAACGACCACGUGCUCAUGAACCUGCUCAUCAACAGCAAGAAUAACAAGAGGCGAGCCGCCAACAUCCGACCCAAGAUCCCCUUCACCUUCGCCUACACCAAGGAGAUCAGAGAGCUGGGCACCAUCACCUCGCUGGGAGACGAGGAGGGAGUCAUCAGCUCAGCCGACCAUGGAGACAUUCCCUUUGACACCUGUGAGAACUUCAGCGACACAGAGUUCAACCCUGAUGAUGUGGGGAAAGAGGUGGAGUUCACAGUGAUGGCGGGGGAACCCGACAAGAGAGCCAUCAGGCUGAGGAGGGUGAAGAGGAAUAAGGUGGCCGAAGACAAAAUCCUGCAGGAGCAGAAAAAACGGGAGGAGGAGGAAAAGAGGAAUAAGGAGGAGGAGGAGAGGAGGAGGAAGGAGCAGGAAAAGGAGGAGAGGGAGGCAGAGAGGAAGAAGGUGGACGUGGCCGCAGCUCUGGCAGCCGCCAAAGAAAAGUGGACACCAUUUGGCUUCAGGUACACCCCCCCCGACUCCAAGUACGACAUCAGCAAAGAGCGGUUCGAAGGCACCGUCCUCAAAGCCGUUUCCAGGGUUCCUCCAGGUGCGCUGAGGCAGGAAGUGGAGAAGAAAGGAAGCGCCAUGGAUUUAAAGGUAAAAAUUAAGCAGGAGAAAAUAGAUGAAGAUGAGCAGGUGGAGGAGCAGCAGGCCGAGGUGCUUAAAGCGGAGCAGGUGGAGGUGAAGAAGGAGGAGGUGCUUAAAGCGGAGCAGGUGGAGGUGAAGAAGGAGGAGGUGCUUAAAGCGGAGCAGGUGGAGGAGCUGCAGGCCGAGGUGCUUAAAGCGGAGCAGGUGGAGGUGAAGAAGGAGGAGGUGCUUAAAGCGGAGCAGGUGGAGGUGAAGAAGGAGGAGGUGCUUAAAGCGGAGCGGGUGGAGGUGAAGAAGGAGGAGGAUUCAGGCCGUGAGACGGGCCGACUGGUGAUGACCAUCAACGGCCAACAGAAGCAGCUCCCGUUUGGCCCAAAUGACUUGCUGACGAUGGCCACCAUGCUGGUUGGAGACAAGGUGCGCUUCAGCCUGGCGACUCACCGGGAGACGAAAGAGGAGCACGCAACCUUUGUAGAAAUUCUUCCCGACUCCUUUGAAGAGUCCAUCGAACAACGGCACCAUGGCAUCGUCAUCGAGUUCUCGGAGGAGUCUGGCCUCAUCAAGUGUUCGGAGAACCCUCAGCUCUUCUUCCGGAUGUCAGAGGUCAUAGAGCGGAAGAAGCUGGAGCUGAACGAGAAGGUCGAAUUCAGCAUCGUCCCGCAUGAAGGAGGGAGGCAGGCUAUCAGGAUCAAACGUUUCACUGAGAAGGUUUUCCUCCCAGUUCGGAAAAUUGGCGGCAUCGGUGCUAGCAAAGCAAAGAUGACCAUCAAGUUGUCCAAACCACCUGAAGCAACUGAAACUCAGAAACCAGAGGCAGAGAAAAUGAAGGCAGUAGUUAAAAGUCUUCGGAAUGAUCACAGCGCCACUCGAACCCGGUACCGCCGAAGUAGGAGUCGAAGUCGGAGCAGAAGUCCCAGCAGGACCAAGGAUCGCAGUAAGAGCAGGAGUCCAUCAAGAGAUCAGUUUGGCCGCGUGGUGAAAAAGAGAUCUAGCUCAAGCAGGGAGCGCGAUCGCAGUAGCAGCCGGCACAGACGGAGCAGAGACAGGUCCUACAGGUCCACCCGGAGCCGCUCCAGGAGUCACAGCAGAAGCCCGAGAAGGGACAGAGCAAAAAGCAAAGACGGCGCCUCCAAGAAGAGAAGUAGAUCCAGCAGGGAGCGGGACGAAGGUCACCGGAAGAGGCGGGAGCUGAGCCCUUCGCCGCGACGAGGUGGAGUUGUAGAUAGUGAGUUGGCGAGGAAAAAAAGGGAACUGGAGGAACUGAACGAGAUGAUCGCCUAUAAAAAGUCACUGGUUGAAUUUGAUCCAAGAACCCAAGAGCCUGGAGGACGGACCUGCAUCGACUACGACCACGGCAGGAUAACUUUACCACGGCCGAUUCUAAAGAAGCGACCAGAAGAGUCGGAAUACCACCGCCCCCCCUUCAGCGACCCUUACUACGAUCGACCGUACGGUCCGUACCCUGGCCGUCACUAUGGGGGGCCCUACAGCGGCCCGUACGCUCAUCCCUACUCAGACGGCGCUUACGGCGACCGGCCUUAUGACGGUCGUCUCUAUGGGGAGCCUCCCUACGGCGGGGCGCCCUCCGUGAGCCAUCGCUACACCGAUCGAUACGACGUUUACAACGAGCAUUACGAUGAACAUUUCUACGACCCAGCAUACAGGGAACGACCACCAGACAAACCAAGUCGGUCUGCAGAUUCUCGUGACCCUUCGCCAUUUUCUGCGACCAGCCAGAAUCCUAAUCGUUCUGCCAGCCCGGCGACCCAGACGGCUCCCACUCCCUCCACGUUCAGGCCUCCUUCUCCCAUCGAUUCUCCUCCAAGAUCUCCUUCUCCUAAACAAAGACUGGGUUCACCACAGCAGCCUCCACCCGCUGAGAAACCCCCUCUGGACCGCUUCCUUGCCAUGCUUAGCAAGAAGGUCGUCGCCGAGAAGAGGUCAGAACCAGCAGACGACCUUCUGCCUCAUGAGCGUGCUCUUCAGGAUGGCGAGGGCUUCUCCAGGAUCUUAGGUCUGCCGCGGGAGCCGCCCAGCACCGCUCUGCUGCAUGAGGUAGAAGAUAAGCAGCCGAGCCCCAAACCGCCGUCAGCUGAGCGAGCAGACGAAGGGGCGGAGCCUUACGAUAAGAUACAGAGUCUGCUGCGUUCCAUCGGCCUCAAGCUGACUUCUGGAGAGGUUUCUAAACUGGCCAGUCAGGCCAAGGAAAACAGGUCCAAGUCUUCAUCGGCUGAAAGAGAAUCCAGACCUGGUUCUGUGGAGACGGCUCCUCCCCCCCCACCUAUGAGAUCCUCCAGCCUAGAACCGUCCAGCCUAGAACCGUCCAGCCUAGAGCCGUCCAUCAGACCGAAGCCGGCCGGGUCGCCGUUUGAAGGAUUCCUGGACCAGCAGGAGCUGAAAACCCUGAAGAAGCUGCAAAAGCUGCAGAGUCGCAGCAAAGCACCAGAGAGCACGCCGCUCGCCCCCUCCUCCCCCAAACCCCCCCCCUGGGCCUCCCCCUGCCCACUACAAGCAUCCAACCCCCCCCCCUAAACUGGCCUCUCGGUGUCUUCUCCCAGAUUCAA